UUUCAAAAGGCCAACCCUAACCGGGCGAAAAAGACGAAAGAGAUCAAAAAAUGGCUUCUUCCUGCAACAUCCGAUUCGUUCACUGCUGAUUGAUUCUAUAGCAGCAGCUUCUUCUAUUCCAGCUGCCUAUUCAAUAGCAAUUGAUCGGAAAGGAAGGUCAGGGAGGAGCAAACAGGAUUUAUACCGAUAAUCGUGUUGAAUUGAAUGUGCCAAAAUUCUCUGCUAAAGAUUGUUUUCUGUUGGCUUAUCUGCUGUUCCCAAUCUUGCAAUUUCCCAAUUCAUCCACCAAAUCCGUAACAAGUUCCCUCCGAAUUUGACCUUCCUUCAAAGAUUCAACUUUCUGAACAUUUCGAUGAGUCAAGUGUGUACAUCUUUGCUUUCGUACCAGGCACAGCUUUCAAGUUGUGUAAAAAGGCAGAGUUUCAACUUCAAGCUUCAUAUGAUACCCAAUAAAGCCAUCGGCUUUCGCAGUAUGCCGAAACGUUGUUCCUUUGUCCAAUCAUUCAAAGCACAUAUGCCAUGCCGAGAAAAUCAUGGUGCUUAUGAUCUUUCAGCAUCAAAUUCCUUUCAGAGGUCUAAAGCAUUGUUUGGCCACUCAGAUGAGCCUUGGGAUGGUGAUAAAGAUUUUGAGAGACAGUUGCAGGAGUUAUUUGAUGAAGUUAAAACUGUGAUUAAGAUGGGCAACAAAAAUGAUGCUGUAGACCUACUUCAAGCGAAUUUUGAAGCUGUUAAGGAACAAAUGAGUGCAGGUGAUAAAGGCAUGGAAGAAGCUGCUAUUCUUGAUGUUAUAGCUUUGGGGUACAUGGCUAUUGGAGACUUUGAGAUUGUUGAAUCCAUACUGGAUAUGUUAAGUGAGAUUGUCGAUUGUCUUGAAGAUGACGAACUCCUACUGGAUUCAGUUCUUAUCCACAUGGCAAGCAUGUAUUCAACUUUGGGGAAUUUGGAGAAAUCCAUGCUUAUGUAUCAAAGGGUUACAAACAUUCUAGAGAGAAAAUACGGGAAAAAUAGUACUUUUCUAGUUACUCCACUCAUGGGGAUAGCGAAGGUUCUGGGUUCUACUGGAAGAGCCAUAAAAGCUGAGGAAAUGUACCAUCGUACCAUAACUAUUAUGGAAUCAAACAGAGGUGUUGAAAGUGAAGAUUUGGUGGUACCUCUGUAUGGGCUUGGCAAUCUUCUGAUAAAGGAAGGAAAAACCAUGGAUGCAGAAAGUCCUUUUAUCAGAAUACUAAACAUUUAUACGAAGUUGUACGGAGAAAAUGAUGGAAGAGUUGGGAUGGCUAUGUGCUCCCUAGCGCAUGCAAAAUGUGCUAAAGGGAAGGCAGAUGAAGCCAUAGUCUUGUAUCAAAGAGCGAUUCAGGUCAUCAUGGACUCCAAUUAUAUGGCUUUAGAUGACAGCGCUAUGGAGAAAAUGAGGAUAGAUUUGGCAGAAUUACUUCAUGCUGUUGGAAGGGUAAAAGAAGGCCGGAAGCUACUGGAGGAAUGCUUGUUGAUCAUGGAGCAGUAUAAAGGGAAAGGGCACCCCAACUUAGUUACACCCCUUCUUAAUCUUGCCACCUCCUACUCACAAUCAAGAAACUUUGUCGAGGCUGAGCGCUUGCUGAGGACGAGUUUGGAUAUUAUGACAAGAAAUGUGGGACCUGAUGAUCAGUCCAUCUCAUUCCCAAUGUUAAGUCUGGCAGUCAAUCUAUUUCAUCUAAAUCGGAAUGAGGAGGCUGAGCAACUCGCACUAGAGGUUUUGCGCAUUCGUGAGGAGGCAUUCGGAAAAGAUUCUCUACCUGUUGGGGAGGCUCUGGACUGUCUAGCAUCAAUUAAAACCAGAUUAGGGAGAGACGACGAUGAGUUACUGGCUCUGCUCAAAAGGGUUUUGAGGAUCCAAGAGAGAGAGUUUGGCCGUGACGGUGAGGAGGUAAUGGAAACCAUUAAAAAAGUUGUAUUUUACUUGGACAAAUUAGGCAGAAAAGAUGAAAAACUUCCGCUGCAGAGGAGAUUGUCUAUGCUUAGAAUGAAACACAAGCAGAAGGUUCAUUACUGAUGGUUAGCUGUGAUUUUUGUCUUCUAUGCGCCGUCUCCUAUGUACCAUAGGUUCCUCUUGCCCUUCAGAGCAUCCCUGAUUCGAAUUCUAUAUACCAUUCCUAUGCCUAUAUCGGCACCGACUGCUGAGCGUGUUUUGAUAAAGAUGAAGAAGCAAUCUUCAUUGCAGGAUGAUCAAAACUUCAAAUAAUGAUAAGGAAGAGCAACGAAAACCAUUAUAGAAA
Messenger RNA from Tripterygium wilfordii, 2255 nucleotides. Its product is annotated as nephrocystin-3. Gene Ontology annotation, molecular function: protein binding. Gene Ontology annotation, cellular component: chloroplast. Gene Ontology annotation, biological process: chloroplast organization. Bases 353 to 2032 code for a protein of 559 amino acids. The transcript has 8 exons. Lineage: Eukaryota; Viridiplantae; Streptophyta; Magnoliopsida; Celastrales; Celastraceae. The record is from RefSeq and is a predicted model, not a curated record.